UGUGAAAUAUUGAGUGCAUAACUGCCUCCGACUAACAGAAUUCCACACAACCGUCUUCUCAAACUCUCAGUGAAACCCAUUGAUACACACUUCAAGAAAUCUCUCUCUCUCUCUUUCUCUUUCUCUUUCUCUUUCUCUUUCUCUGCUGCGAUUGUUCAUUCAUCAUCAAAGUGCAGUCUCGAAGAAGGUAGACGAUGGAGGGCAGUAGUUCAUUCCAAACAACCGUCUUCCAGUUUCAGAUUCAAGACCGCCGCUAUCGCAGCUUGUGGUGUCUCAGCAUACCCAAACCCAAACUCAUUCUAAUGGUCGCCAUGCUCUGUCUCUUCUUCCUCUGGUGGCUAAUCUUUAACUCCGUGCGUUUGGAGAUAAAAGAUGGAAGAAUUAGUGGAAUCCAGAGGGGUGAAUUGGUGCAUUUGGAGGAGUUUUUCUCAGAUUUUUCUGCCAUGGAUGGAUCACUCACCCCACCACCUGAAACAGCAGUGGAGCCAGUGAUAAAAGAGGAUGAAACUCAGGCCAGUUUUGUGUCUUUGGAUUCUGGUUUCACUGAGAUAAUGCAGCUCAGCCCUAUCAAUGAAACUAAACUGGGGUUUGUGUCUUUAGCCUCCUCGAACGAUUCCCCCUCGGGGGCGGGGGCGGGGGCGUUUCCUCCGCCCACACCUUUCUCGACGACAACCAUACCAUCACCACCACCACCACUUCGUGAUCAGUAUAUCAUCAACAUCAUUAGGGCUUUGAGAGGGGCCGGGGAUUUCGCGGGGUGGGCGAAUUUGCUCUCAUCUGCCAAUGUCUCUUCCCUUCCACUCUCUGCCACUCUCUUCAUCCCUGGAAAUGAUGCCAUUUCCCACCUCCCCACAGCCUCCACUAACCCUGCUGGCCUCAUUUUCGACCCUUUGCUCGUCCCUUACCAUAUCGUUCCCCAACGCCUCCCCUUCUCCCAUCUCCAACGCCUCAACCUUCACGAUCGCCUCCCCACGCUCUUGCCCUCCAAAUCCAUUCUCAUCACCAACAACUCUUUGGCCAACUUCACCAUUGAUGAUGCCAGGAUCACCCAUCCUGAUCUCUUCCAGACUCCCGCUUUCUCGGUCCAUGGCAUAAACAGGAUUCUCAAGUACUCUACUUAUGGUGAUCAGAUCAUCAUAUCACCACCUCCAUUGGCAGCUCCACCAAGCAGCAAUAAUCCCCCCCAAGAAAUGUUGAUGGCAGCACCAGUGUUACCACCUGCAGAGGUUAUUAUUACUAACAACAAAACUUCUGCUUCACUGUGUUUGUGCACUGAGUUCCCUGUCAUCUUCUCUGUACUGCUCUUUUUCAUCUCUGCAACAUUCAUGGGAAUUCUUGCAUAA
Messenger RNA from Ipomoea nil (Japanese morning glory), 1343 nucleotides. RefSeq lists its product as uncharacterized. The record is from RefSeq and is a predicted model, not a curated record. NCBI's taxonomy places the organism in Eukaryota, Viridiplantae, Streptophyta, Magnoliopsida, Solanales, Convolvulaceae. The transcript has 2 exons. Bases 195 to 1343 code for a protein of 382 amino acids.